UGCGUGUCCAGGUGACGUAUGCAGACGUGUCAUCUCAAAACUGCCAGCGCACUCGUUUAUAUCGUUUCAUUUCUCGAAGCCGUGCGGCAAAUUCAUUACCACAACUAACUGUACUCGACUGAACACGUAGUGCAAACAAAACCCUUCUAAAAUGCCUGCACCAGCAAGUUCUACUUCCGUGGGUGCCAACAGCAGGUCGCCCUCGAAGGCCGUAGCUCCCAGAUCUUCCACUGGAGGCACUGUAAGACAGAGGAAGUCCACAACAACCACUUCAACGUUCUCUAAAAGAAAUCCUGGAGCUGCCAGUGGUAUGUGGAGAUUCUACACUGAUGAUUCCCCAGGCAUCAAAGUGGGACCAGUUCCAGUUCUUGUAAUGUCUCUCUUGUUCAUUGCUUCCGUGUUUAUGUUGCACAUAUGGGGAAAGUACACCAGAUCCUAGAUUAAGUAUAAUAAUUUAUCAUUCCUUUAAAAGUAAUAUUAUUUAAUUUAAUGCAUUUUCAUAUACAACAUUUUAUAUUGUUAGGUAACUGUAUCAAAUACAUUUUUCAUAAAUAACUAAA
Messenger RNA from Brassicogethes aeneus, 560 nucleotides. Lineage: Eukaryota; Metazoa; Arthropoda; Insecta; Coleoptera; Nitidulidae. The record is from the annotation of a GenBank genome assembly.